AUGUCGACCGCUGAUGCUACGAGUUUUGUGUGGGGUCGUGAACCUGCUGCUCGUGAUGAUUCUGCGCAAGAAGAUGGUGCUGGUGAUGUUUCCCAACACCCUGACGCCGGUGCUGUUCCUGUACCACCUUUUCGUAACGGACGUGACACAGCAACCGACCCAUGGGAUCAAGCUGAUCCCUGGCAGAGUGGAGCCGGGCGUGACGCCUGGUGGGGCCACUCAUGGGGAAAUCGAGACGGGUGGUCUGGUUAUGCUUGGGGAAAUGGCAACCAUGACUACGCGUCCCGCCGGAGCUCGAACGCUUGGGGCCGCCAUUGGAGCCAAGGUGAUACGUGGACCACGGGCUCUACAGGCACAGACUCCGUCAGUGAUCGGCGUCUUCAAGAGGACCAAGGACUACCUGACGAUCAUGAACUACCUCGUCACGACCACCGGGAGCCUAACGGUGGAGGCUCAGGACCUUGGGCGGCCGGUGACCUCCCGAACGGCGUGAAGACUACCAGUGCGGCCACGGCUCCACCUGCGGAGCGAGGCCGCGGACCAUCAGAGAAGAUGAUUGUCCCAACCUUCACGGGUGGCGUGGAGGCUGGAGCAGAUGACCUUGGAGCCUCGGCGAGAAGCUACUUGAGGCAGGUGGCUGCCUGGCGGAAGAUGACCCGCCUUUCGGCGGAUCAACAUGGAUUGGUCCUCUACCAGAACCUUUCCGGAAAGGCCUGGAUCGAUGCGGAGAGAUUGGAUGUGGACCGUUUGGGCCUAGAGAACGGGGCGGAGUACUUCGUGGAGUGGAUUCGCGAGCGCUACCUCGACGUACAGAUCACUCAGAUUGGGAGAAGUUUGAGUGACUUCUUCCGGAAACUCCGGAGACGCGACGGGCAGACAGUCCGGGACUACCUCAGCGACUUCGAUCGGGCUUUGGCCCGUUUGACCGAGUGCGGAUGCAGCUUGCCGGACAUGGCUUCGGCCUGGGUCUUCGUGGACCGUAUGGGCUUGGAGGAGUCUGCGGAGCUCAACUUACUGGCGAGCGUGGGCAACGAGUACAACUUGAAGCGCUUACAGCAGGCGGCGAUAGUCCAGGACAGGUCCUUGCGAAAACCAUGGGAAAGCUCUACGAGAUCCUCUUCAAGGGAUUCUGCUGCCAACGGAGGACGAGGGCCUCGACGUGAAUGGUGGAACAAGAAGGGGCCCAACACCACCCACCUCACCGAGAACGGCGACUACGAGGAGAAUGGCGACGACGACCUGGUCCCGGAGGAGAUCGCGGAGGAAUGGUACGAGACCUUCAUGACGCACGAGACGGCCAAGCAGAAGUACAAGAAUAGCCUACGACAAAGAGGCACCGACAGCGAAGCUCUCCGAGAACUUGCCAACGAUCGGUUGGCACAGGCGAAGGCCAAGAGCUUUUGCGCAGGCUGCAAAAGACGCGGCCACUGGCACAAGGACAGCUGCUGUCCCCUGAACCAGGGGGCCAAGAGGAAUGGAGACUCGAACCACGGAGGCGACAAGGGCGCUGGAGGCCAGGGCGGCAACGGAAGCCAAGCCAAGACCAACUACCAAUGCAGCGUCGUCUACGUCACCUGGGAUAUGGGAAAGCCCACCGAUGCCAGUUACCUGAUGGCUAUCACGGACACCGCGUGUAGCAAGUCUGUUAUGGGGGCGAGCUGGUUGGAAUCCUACCUCACCGAAGCGGCCAAGGUGAACCACAAGCCCCAGUUCGUGAACAUCAACGAGAACUUCAAGUUCGGCGCCUCGCGGAUCUUCGAGGCCGGCUACGCAGUGAUUGUCACUUUCGCUUUGAAGCAAGUGGUUGUGCAAGCCAAAGUGGCCGUUGUGCAAGGAGAUGUACCCCUCCUCCUCUCAAGGGGCGUCCUUGCGAAGCUGGGAACCGUGUUGGAUGUUGCCGAGAACACUGCCGACUUCAAGUACAUCAAUGUGCGAGGGUUCCCUUUGAAGAUCACCGAUACUGGACAUCCGGCUGUGCCUUUUGUUCCCAUCAGACCACCUGUGUCUGGAGAGGCCCGAAAGGACUGGGCACAGGAAGACCUUGUGAUUCUCAAUUCCGAGAGCGCCUACACAGGGGUUACGCAACCACAUCCUGAGCUCGUCAACGAGGCUCUCCGGGUGGGGAUCACGAUCCAUCCAAAGUGGACCGUGCCAGAGAUCAGGAGCGUGAUUAUGGAACACCGGGCCGAGGUCGCGGUCACCAGUGCGGACGCCCCUCCGAAGCCGUUGUCCGGCAUGCGACUGGACGAACUCAAGGAGACUGCGAUGCUACACGGAGUGGAGCUGCCAAUGAAGGUCACCCGAGGACAGGCGAUGAGACUCAUCCGCGAUGCGACCGAGGACAUGAGCACCAAGGUGAUGGCUUUCGGGAGGUAUCGGGGAUGGACCUUUGCCGAGACCCCGGAACAAUACCAACAAUGGGCAGUCGCGGAGGUGGAGAGGUCGGCCAAUGCCAGCGAGGACUUGAAGAUGUUCGCCAAUUGGGUACGCAACAAGGGGGUCGCCGGGAGGAGCUCCUUCACCUACGACCCGAGCUUGGAUCCAGAGUUCAAUGCGACGGUGCCCUACGAGCCCUCGGAGGUGGAUUCGACGAGCUGGGGAAUGGUGUCCCGAGCGGGCUACCGAGCGGAAAGAGGAACUUCAUCGGCGAACUUGGUGCUACCCACGGCAAAGGCAAGGGCCCCACCACCAGCGCAGGGAGCCAUACCACGACUACCUCCCCGACAACGUCAGCUCGAGGAGACGGACAGCAUCAGCUCCAUGGACCACGAGGCCGGGAACGAGGCACUGGACGAGAUCAAGAAGUUGGAGGCACGACUAGCAGUACUCAAGGAUCGAACUACCAGGGCCAGGAAGAUGGAGCGCAGCGUCACGAUCAACUCCAUCCUCCAUUACACGAUCCGGAACUACCUGUUCGAGGACCAGAAGAUCAGCUCCAUCCUCUACACGAUCCUGAGCUACCUGUUCGAGAACCAGAUGAUCAGCUCCAUCCUCUACACGAUCCUGAGCUACCUGUCCCUAGUCCACAAGUACCACAGGGCGACGCUCACGACGUGGCAUCCGUUCACACCCAGGACCAAGGAAGGACUGAGCAAGGCCAUGAGUCUCUUCGGCUUCAGGACGGUGAUGAUCGAUCUACCCGAGUGGGAUCUUGUUCGUGUGGAUCGCCGCAGAGAUCUACUACGACUGGUCGCGAACCUCAACCCAGAUGUCCUAUGGUGCGCGCCUCCUCAGAAGGACGAGUUAUGCCAUGGAGGUACCAAGGAGAUCCAGGAGGCCUACCACGACGUGAUAAAGAGGCUUUACCAACAGCAGUUCCAGCGGAACCUCGUUGGAGUCAUUGAACUCCCCAGGUCUUCCCCCACGUGGAAGGCUGAUGGUUUCGACGCCCUGGACGGCUUCCCCGUCUUCCUUGAGGAGUGCGCCUACGGGUCCUACGUCCUCGACUCACACGGGGAGGCGAUGAGGGCCAAGCGGGAGACGAAGCUACAGGUGACGAGAGAGGAGAUCGGGACGAUGCUCUCUAGGCGCUGUCCAGGUGAUCACGUACAUGCUCCGGGGCAUCUCCUCCGGAACUCACGUGGGACACCAAAGGGAAGGCGACUGUACCGGGAGAAGUUCUGCUAUGAUGUGGCCCAGGUCUUGGCCGAGAGCAUCGGCAAUUUGCUCGAGGACUCCAUCCCCGACUACGAGAACCACCCGAACCGGAAGGCUACAAAAGACAAGACCAAGGACGAGAGCAACGGCGUUGCCGAGGCCAUUGCGAAGGAGGCCCUGACCAAGAAGGAUUUCUCAUACCGCGCUCUCCUUCAGAUCACCACCCGUCUCAAUCUCCCGGGAAUCGCGAACAACAGGACAGCCAACACUGGAGGUACGGGCACUCCAACGGGGAUCAUAUGUGGACUUUGGGUACAUGGAGGAGUACACGGUAUCACUCGGUCUUGCGAAAACUUCCCCUACGUCGUCAAGUACAUUAACAAGUUUGCCCGGCACCAUGGUGUCCAAGGUUGGACCUCCUUUUCGUUGGCCAGAAAUCUACAGACUACUAUUCACCGCGACCCGAACAACCUCAGUGGAUACGACAGCGUCACCACCACCUUCGGCGACUUCACCGGAGGAGAACUAUGGCAAGUGUGCGAUCCUGACGAUGCGAGUGAAGACGUUGUGUGGCACGAUGGCAUGGCUGGCCUCACGGUGAAUACCAAGGAGAGACUGGUGGCCUUCGACUCGCGUGAACUACAUGCAACGAGGCCCUGGAAGGGAGACCGCUGGUGCCUCACCUGGUACAUCUCCAGAGCAGUCCUCAAGACCACCCUGGAAGAACGUGAUGCACUACGAGCGCUCGGUUUCCCCAUCAAUUCGUUGGCCAACCGGAAGAAACCCAAGUUCGAUGACCAUGGGCGUGGCGAGUUCAUUCGGUGGCCCGAGAAACGAAGACCGAGGAAGAGCACCCGUACGCAACUGUGGAAGAUGGCAAAGAGACUCAGUACUUUCGCGACAUGGUCAAUCUUGGCUACCACUACUCUACUUGGUCUCACGGAGCCUGCGGCGGGACACAACAGCGUUCUCGAGGUUGCAAACACUGAGGUCGAGAAUGUCCCCGCCCUCUUCGAGAUCGGAGGCAUGGACCAAACGCUACAGGCCACCGCCCUGGGAAUCGACACGAUCGAGCCAAUGGUGAAACUUGACCUACGACAACCGCGAGACCUUCACCAAGUCAAAGAUCUUCUUCAAGAACUACGACCGCGAAAUCUAUGGGUGAACGGAGACGAACUCCACGACACCACGGGGCUGUCUGAGGUGUUCAAGUUGCAGGAGAGUUUGGGUGGCCGCGUCACAUUGGAUGGCAAACUUGGUGGCCCUUUGUGGAGCUCAGAUUUCGGCAACACCAUCUACCAGAGAGCCGGGACCCUCGUGAAGUACAAGAAGGGACGCCUACAGGUGCACCUUGGCAAGGACACAGCCCCCGCCGAGGAAGAGGAACUCUCCACUUCAAUGGACCCCGACAAGGCGAAGAACCUCCUCGAGAAGUACCUCCUCAAGCAGGCCUCCAAGGACCCUGAGGGUGACUAUGAAGUCAAGGAGAAUUUUCCUGUCGAGGCACAGAACCGCGCAGGUGCACAGCCCGAAGAACCGAGCUCACGAGGAGCUUCAGCGAUCAACUUCAAAGGAGCUCAGCCCAAACCAGAGGUGGCCUCAGCUCUCCGGAGGCUACACCAGAAUUUGGGCCAUCCGGCCGUCGCCGACUUGACCCGACACCUCCGUCUCGCAGGAGCAGGACCUGAGGUUAUAGCCGCUGCCAAGAACAUGACGUGUGAAGUAUGCCGGAGAGCUCAAGGAGCAAAGUCGCCCAAACCCGCGGCACUACCCACCACGACCUCCUUCAACGAGAUCAUCGGCGUGGAUGCUUUUACCGUCUACGACUGCAAUGGGGAGAAGCUUGAGAUGUUCUCCAUCUACGACUACGGUACGUCGUAUCACCUUGUCGGCGAACUACCUGGACACUCAACGGAGGCCAUGGAGCAAGCACUAUGUGACCUAUGGACGAGGGUGUUCGGACCGCCAAAGACCAUCCUUGUCGACCUGGAGUCCGGUCUACAAGCCGGACUGGAAAGGUUCGCCUCCUGGUUUGGCAGCCGUAUACGGAGUGCCGCCGGACAAGCACCAUGGCAGGUUGGGGCCGUAGAACGACACGGAGGAGUAUGGAAGCACAUGUGGCGCAAAGUAGUUGAUGAGCACUCUAUCACCAAGGAUGCCCCUGGUGAUGUCAAGCUUGGGAUCACGGCUAUCAAUGCCGCCAAGAACGAACUUCGUCGUCUUGGAGGCUACAGUCCAACCCAAGCCGUCUAUGGCAGGGAUCCCGAUGUACCUGGUGAACUACUUGAUCACCGCGAUCCCCAACAAGUUGAUGAGAUUCUCACACGUGACCAACUACGAGCGCGAGAACACACCCUCCGGCAGGCGGCUAGGAUCGCCUACCAUCGGGCACAAGUGGACUCAAAGUUACGAAGGGCCCUUCUCCAGAGGAGCAGGGUGGCCGGGGAAGAUCUCAACCCCGGGGACAUCGUCUACUUCUUCAGGAAGCCCAAGAACAAGAAGGACUGGAGAUGGGUGGGCCCAGCCACCGUUGUGGGGCACGAGAAGAAGAACCUAUGGGUGGCCUCCUCUGGGAGGUGCCAUCUUGUCGCCCCUGAACACAUCCGGAAGGCCACCGGAGAAGAGUUGGGCGAUCUGUUUACGCUCAGGACGACACAGGACGACCUCCAUCGACUUCUUGAUGAAGAGCCCAGCGACCCACAAGUUUUCGAGUACCCUGCAGAGCUGCCCGACGAUGUGGACGUUGAUUUUUACCUUCCUUCUGGAGACGAAAAUGGACUUGAUCUACCUGAAGACGAAGUCAUGCCAAUGGAAGGUGAAAGACGACGAGGACUACCAGGAGAAGGUCCCCGCGCCGUGAGCAAACGUUACCGUGUCAAAGGACCUGAGGAAGGACAUGAGGUGAAGACGGUGCGUUUUGGGUUCGACGAGGACACCUACCGAGUCGGAGACCAUGGCCACGAAACUCCGACUACCAUGCCGGCAGGAAUCCUGAAGAAGGCCCACUCCGUGCCGGACGAUUUUGACUUCGAGGAGACCUACAGCGACCACGAGAACGCCCAAGUCGACGAAGUCUACAUGGUGAAGCGAGCGAUCACGGAAAGGGGCAAGCAGAAACAGUUGGAGAAGGAAUUGCCAUGGAGUUGUAUCCCGGACGACAAGAAGGAUACCUUCCGAGCUGCUGAACGACAACAAUGGCAAGAACACUUGGAUCACGACGCUGUGGAACCGGUCAGUGUGGAGGAAAGCCGACGAAUCCUCCGUGAGAAGCCGGAGAGGGUGUUACCCUCCAGAUACGCCUACAGAGAUAAAAACUGGAGCAAAAGGAAGAAGGAUCCGGCCCUGGACUGGAAGCCAAAGGCCAGGCUCGUCAUCGGGGGCCAUUUGGAUCCUGAUCUUCACCUUGGACUCCAGACAUCGGGCCUAAAGCGUGAGCUCUACAUCCGCCAACCGCGCUCGGGGCUCGGCGACCUUCACCCUGAACAAUUGGUCAAGCUGACCAAGGGAGUGUUCGGGCUUGUCGACAGUCCUGCUGCCUGGUGGGGAGAGUUCAAGGGGACCCUGGGCCAGGAGGAGUUCACCGUGGACGGCGUGAGGACCAAGUUCUUCCACUGCCCGCUGGACCCGUGCAUCUUCCAACUGCGCCGGAUCGACGAACAAGGGAAUGCCUUCGGUGAACCCUUAAGUUACCUUGCUGUCCAUGUUGAUGAUGUCCUUUUGAUAGGACCUCGCCAACUCUGCAAGGACCUCCGGAAGCGCAUCUCCGAAUUGUUUCCAGUUCAAGAAUGGGACGAAGGAGCCUUCGACUACAUCGGGUCGUAUAUCGAGGUGACGGAUGGCGAGGUGCACGUCACCCAGACCGGGUACACGAACACGAGACUCUUCGAGAUUCCCAUCCGUCGUGGCCAACAAGGAGAUGACCCCGCGACCAUGGAGCAGAAGGCAGACAACAGGAGUUUGGUUGGAGCUCUGAGCUGGCUCGCGGGACAGACCCGCCCAGACCUCCAAACAGGAGUGUCGAUGGCACAACAGCUCCAACGUGACCCUACGGUUGAUGAUAUCAAGUUCAGCAACCAGCUUGCUAAGCGAGCUCAGGAGCACGACCACCGAGGAGUUGUUCUACGACCUGUGGAUCUGGAACGUGCCGUGCUGUUAGCUUACCACGAUGCUGGAUGGGCCAAUGCCCCCCAGGACUCCGAGGACCCCUUCUACGUGCUCUACCCCGAAGACGAGGAGGCAGGGAGGAUUCGCGAAGGACCCUUCUCCCAAAAGGACAGACGAGCCAAGCGGAGCAACUCGAGGAUUGCCUCACAGCUAGGAGGACUCUAUCUGCUGACGGAUAAGGACAUCCUGCAGGGACAAAGAAGGAAAGUCAGUCUCCUCGACUGGCGGAGCGCGGCCUGUGACCGCGUCUGCAGGUCUACGUUUGCUGCAGAGUCCAUGGGCUGCUGUGGAGCCAUCGAGAAUGCCGACUUCAUCCGCAAGUUCCUAUCCACUUUGCUUACCGGAGAACUCACCCGGAAGGAGGACGGUCGCUUUGAAGUCCGAUACCUGAGCGAUUGCCGCUCGUUGUACGAUCACCUUGCUCGCGAAGGGAUUCCAAGAAUCCCUUCGGAACGGCGGUUAGCUAUCGACAUGGCAGCUAUUCGCCAAGAUUUAGCAAUUUGUGGAAAGAUUUGUUGGGUGCCAACCGAUCAGCAAUUCGCCGAUAUGAUGACAAAGCCCCAACGGGCCGGCGACUGGUGGGAGACACUGAUGGGAGCUUUGAGACUUCCUUUUGUAGAGAAACUUUAA
This is a messenger RNA of Symbiodinium sp. CCMP2592, 8391 nucleotides long. The record is from the annotation of a GenBank genome assembly. NCBI's taxonomy places the organism in Eukaryota, Dinophyceae, Suessiales, Symbiodiniaceae.